Messenger RNA from Elaeis guineensis (African oil palm), 3297 nucleotides. The record is from RefSeq and is a predicted model, not a curated record. NCBI's taxonomy places the organism in Eukaryota, Viridiplantae, Streptophyta, Magnoliopsida, Arecales, Arecaceae.
AUGGGAGGGGAGCAGGGGAUCAGUCUCGAGGAGAUCAAGAACGAGACCGUUGAUCUGGAACGGAUUCCCGUAGAGGAAGUGUUCGAACAGCUGAAAUGUACCAGGGAGGGUCUCUCGGCGGAGGAGGGAGCGAACCGGCUCCAAAUCUUCGGUCCCAACAAGCUCGAAGAGAAGAAGGAAAGCAAAAUCCUCAAGUUCCUGGGAUUUAUGUGGAACCCCCUCUCCUGGGUCAUGGAGAUGGCCGCUAUCAUGGCUAUUGCCUUGGCCAACGGUGGCGGGAAGCCCCCAGAUUGGCAAGACUUCGUGGGAAUCAUUGCGCUGCUUGUGAUCAACUCCACCAUCUCUUUCAUCGAAGAGAACAACGCCGGCAAUGCGGCGGCCGCCCUCAUGGCUGGCCUCGCUCCAAAAACCAAGGUCCUCAGAGGUGGCGUCUGGAGUGAGCAGGAGGCUGCCAUUCUGGUUCCCGGAGACAUCAUCAGCAUCAAACUGGGAGACAUCAUCCCGGCCGACGCACGGCUCCUCGAAGGAGAUCCUCUGAAGGUCGAUCAAUCCGCGCUGACCGGCGAAUCCCUCCCCGUCACCAAGAAUCCGGGAGACGAGGUGUUCUCUGGUUCCACAUGCAAACAAGGUGAGAUCGAGGCCGUCGUCAUCGCCACCGGAGUUCACACCUUCUUCGGGAAAGCGGCCCACUUGGUGGACAGCACCAACCAAGUCGGGCAUUUCCAGAAGGUCCUGACGGCCAUCGGUAACUUCUGUAUCUGCUCGAUCGCUGUCGGGAUCGUUGUCGAGAUCAUAGUCAUGUUCCCGAUCCAGCACCGCAGGUACAGGGACGGAAUCGACAACCUCUUGGUCCUUUUGAUCGGAGGAAUACCGAUCGCUAUGCCGACCGUCCUGUCGGUGACCAUGGCCAUCGGGUCUCACAGGCUCUCACAGCAAGGUGCCAUCACCAAGAGGAUGACUGCGAUCGAAGAGUUGGCAGGCAUGGACGUCCUCUGCAGUGACAAAACCGGGACACUUACCCUCAACAAGCUCAGUGUCGACAAAAACCUGAUCGAGGUGUUUACGAAAGGAGUAGAUAGAGAUUAUGUACUCCUAUUGGCAGCCAGGGCAUCGAGGACCGAGAACCAGGAUGCUAUCGACGCCGCCAUGGUUGGGAUGCUUGCUGACCCCAAAGAGGCAAGAGCUGGCAUCAGGGAAGUGCAUUUCCUCCCCUUCAACCCUGUGGACAAGAGGACUGCUCUUACUUAUGUCGAUGGUGAUGGCAACUGGCACCGAGCGAGUAAGGGGGCUCCUGAACAGAUCAUGGACCUUUGCGGCUGCAGAGAGGAUGUCAGGAAAAGGGCUCACUCUGUGAUCGACAAAUUUGCCGAACGCGGGCUUCGGUCGCUGGCUGUUGCAAGACAGGUUUAUGAUUGUAAUCAUUAUCGGUACUCUUUUGGCAUAAUGAAUACCAUGUUCCUUAUAUUACUGGUCUUAACUCCUUGGCAGGAAGUUCCUGAGAAAAGCAAGGAGAGUGCAGGGGGGCCAUGGCAAUUUGUUGGCUUGUUGCCUCUCUUCGAUCCUCCAAGGCAUGAUAGUGCAGAAACCAUUCGCAGGGCUCUCCACCUUGGUGUGAAUGUGAAGAUGAUUACAGGUGAUCAGCUUGCGAUUGCUAAGGAGACCGGCCGAAGGCUCGGGAUGGGAACAAACAUGUACCCAUCCUCUUCACUGCUUGGUCAACACAAAGAUGAUUCUAUUGCUGGACUUCCAGUAGAUGAAUUGAUCGAAAAGGCUGAUGGGUUUGCUGGAGUUUUUCCUGAGCAUAAAUACGAAAUCGUGAAGAAGUUGCAGGAAAGGAAGCACAUAUGUGGAAUGACCGGAGAUGGUGUGAAUGAUGCCCCAGCGUUGAAGAAAGCAGAUAUAGGAAUUGCUGUCGCCGAUGCCACUGAUGCUGCUAGAGGUGCUUCUGACAUAGUCCUCACGGAACCUGGACUCAGUGUCAUCAUCAGUGCUGUUCUUACCAGCAGAGCCAUCUUCCAGAGAAUGAAGAACUACACUAUCUAUGCAGUUUCAAUCACCAUUCGUAUUGUGCUUGGGUUCAUGCUUAUUGCACUAAUAUGGAAAUUUGACUUUUCGCCUUUCAUGGUUUUGAUCAUUGCCAUCCUUAAUGAUGGUACAAUCAUGACCAUAUCAAAAGACCGAGUGAAGCCAUCUCCGUUACCAGACAGCUGGAGAUUGAAAGAGAUUUUCGCUACUGGUAUAGUGUUUGGUAGUUAUUUGGCACUGAUGACUGUCAUCUUCUUCUGGGCUAUGAGAGAGACUGACUUCUUUCCGGAUAAAUUCAAGGUCAAACCAUUGAGGAACAGUCCAGACCGUGACCAUGAAAUGAUGGCUGCAUUAUAUUUGCAAGUCAGUAUUGUGAGUCAGGCUCUCAUAUUCGUCACCCGGUCUCGCAGUUGGUGCUUUCUUGAACGCCCUGGGCUUCUUCUAGUCAGUGCUUUUAUGAUUGCUCAACUUGUUGCAACUCUCAUUGCGGUCUAUGCCGACUGGAGUUUUGCAAAAAUUAAAGGCAUCGGUUGGGGCUGGGCUGGAGUGAUCUGGCUUUACAGUAUUGUUUUCUUUGUCCCGCUUGACUGGUUCAAAUUUACCAUUCGCUACAUUCUAAGCGGAAAGGCUUGGGAUAAUCUCAUAGAGAGGAAGAUCGCCUUCACCAGUAAGAAGGAUUAUGGUAGAGAGGAGAGGGAAGCUCAAUGGGCUACAGCACAGAGAACACUUCAUGGCCUCCAACCUCCAGAAACUAGGACUCUUUUCCAUGAAAAGAGCAGCUAUCAUGAGCUCUCAGAAAUUGCUGAGCAGGCCAGACGGCGAGCAGAGGUUGCAAGGCUAAGAGAGAUGAACACUCUAAAGGGUCAUGUAGAAUCCGUGGUUAAGCUGAAGGGGAUCGACAUCGACACUAUCCAGCAGAGUUACACAGUGUAGUGGAAAUUUGUGUGAAGGAAAAAGGCUUGGAUGAACUAGUGGGCGUUUAAGGGAAGCAGAGACCGUUUACGAUUUGAAGAAACAAGUAGAAAUUAUGUCUGUACGUGAUGUAGCGAGUGCAAUAUAAUUCUAGGUCUAUUUAUCUUAGCAAGUUACGUUCAGUUUCCUUGUCUUCUCACAACGAACAGCGCGGAUAGAGGAUGCAAAUUAUGCUAAUCUGCUGCUCCUUUAAGAUUCCUUUUCUUUUUUUUUUUUUCUUUUUUUUGGAUGGGAGAUGGGGGGUGUGAAAAGCUAAAACUUUUGCUUACAAGAAAGAAUAUACUUCAGUUUCUAAACUUA